AACUCGACAAUGUAUAUGCGUUAUAUGGGCUUUCUCCGGGGGCUAGGGAAGCAUACCCUCCCGACUAUCGAAAGACCAUCAGCCAGGUCAAUCAUGAAACAACGUGCUUUGUCUUGGGACACGAAGCCAAUAUAAGUAUAUUCGAUGACUUUGAUUUUUGUUUCAACUCCUCUAACAAGGACGACUCACUCCCUUAUGGGUUGUCGACUUUACCACGACGGAUCCGGCGCAUCGAGCAAAGAUGCAACAAAACUUUUCCAAAUCAUUGCAUGAGGAUAAGGCUCCCUGGAAGCCAAUUCAGGAUCAUGCCCCUAUAGUUACAGAUAAUAUGCACACACUCAAGCUCUGGUGUCAGAGGAUAGGAGUUGCCUCUCCUCCAUACUUGUUUGACUCACCAGCCUUGGACUGUCUUGGGCAGGUACAGGUGCUUGCCAAAACCGCCGCAACGCCCGAUAAUAUAUUCGAAGCUACUUAUCACUACACUGGUUGCCCCGCUUAUAUUAUAGAGGAUAAAUUCCUCGAUAUCAUGAAAAUUUCUGUCUCUGAUGAGCAUGAAAAGUUUCUGGAGGCAACGAGAGGAUCUCUCCCAGCGCUUCGCCUCUGUUUUGAAAAGCUUACAGAAAAGCGACUUUUUACGAUUGCCACCUCAACUGGAAGGAGUAUUGUUGGCUUUACGGGUUGUGAGAUUGAGGAAGGUGAUCAUAUUGUCGUCCCCUGUGGCAUCGUCCAAGUGUUUGUUCUCCGCCCUAUCCCAGAGAAGAUGCUUGUGGAUGGUGAAAAGGCCCAGUGCUUCAAGUUGAUUGGGCGGGCUUUCCUCGAGAGCAUAUCACAUCCAACGGCAAUUGAUCCGGAACUUCUCCGUCCUGAAUUGAGAGGGACACCUACUACACAGUUUUGUCUUCGAUGAAUGAUUCUGGAGAGGGUAGACAAAGGCGUAACUCACUGCUGCGUGAGAUAAUCCCCAAUAUAUAGGCAUGUACACUACACCCCAAUGAAGGCUGCAAGUUUUCUCUAUUUGAGGAACAUAAUAUAGAAAUACUGCCAUGAGACUACCAUAAUA
Aspergillus piperis CBS 112811 is the source of this 1060-nucleotide messenger RNA. RefSeq lists its product as uncharacterized. The transcript has a single exon. The record is from RefSeq and is a predicted model, not a curated record. The coding region runs from base 242 to 907 and encodes 221 amino acids. NCBI's taxonomy places the organism in Eukaryota, Fungi, Ascomycota, Eurotiomycetes, Eurotiales, Aspergillaceae.